This is a messenger RNA of Chiloscyllium plagiosum (whitespotted bambooshark), 1197 nucleotides long. The record is from RefSeq and is a predicted model, not a curated record. Lineage: Eukaryota; Metazoa; Chordata; Chondrichthyes; Orectolobiformes; Hemiscylliidae.
CUCCGGAAGCUGGCCAGGCCGUGCUGUGCACGCGCAAGGAGUGGGGUUAACCUUGCCUGCGCGCGUGCGCGCGGCGGCUUAGAGCGCGCGGCCCUCGUGGGCUCCGAGUCAGUUCCAGCGGCGGCCGCGGCCGAGCGCUCCCCCUCCCCCCACUUCGGGCCCAACCAGGCCCAGGUCCCGGCCCCACGAUGCCCAUUUUACUGUUUCUCAUAGACACGUCCGCCUCCAUGAACCAGCGAACUUACCUAGGCACUAGCUACCUGGACAUCGCCAAGGGCGCCGUGGAGAUCUUCAUGAAGCUCCGGGCCCGGGACCCCGCCAGCCGCGGAGACAGGUACAUGCUGGUGACGUUCGACGAGCCGCCCUACGGCAUUAAGGCUGGUUGGAAAGAAAACCAUGCGACUUUCAUGAAUGAGCUGAAGAAUCUUCAGGCAUCAGGGCUCACCACCCUCGGGCAGGCACUGCGGACAUCCUUUGAUUUGUUAAAUCUGAACCGCUUAGUUUCUGGGAUAGAUAAUUAUGGUCAGGGAAGGAAUCCUUUUUUUCUUGAACCAUCUGUUAUAAUCACCAUCUCUGAUGGAAGCAAGAUGACAAAUAACAGUGGAGUGCAAGAGGAGUCAGACUCACUACUAUCCUCAGGGAAUUGAUGGAGUCGAAGACAAGCAGGAGCUACUCUGCGGCUACAUCAGUCGAGAGCUAUCCUAAAGGGAAUCGUGUCUCAGAACAGAUAUCCAGGCAACCUAGCCUCCAGAACCGUCUGUACUGGUCAAGUAAUGAAAACAUUAAUCAACAUUCAGAAUGAUUUAUGGAAUACAAAUGGAAUAGACUACUCCCUUGGAUUUAGAAGAUUGCUAAGUGAUCUAAUAAAAACACAAUAUGACUUAGUUGAUGCUGAGAAAAUAUAUGCCCCGACUCAGGAAUCAAAUUCAGCAAUUCACAAUCUUGGAAUAAAUGGUCAGCUUAUUAGGACUGAAGGAAGGAAAAAUGUUUUCAUUCAGACAUAUGCAAAUUUUGGAAUUCUCAACCUCAGAGAGCUGUGGAUAUUUAGUUAAUGAACAUCUUCACCAUGGAAUUGAUCCUUUUCUGGAUGCAAAGGAAAUCAAGACUAUUAAGCUAGUGGAGCAAAAAUGGAUUUAAGCUUCACCUGCCAUUAAAUUCCCCCCUACCUGGCAGUGAAUUAACAAAAGAGCCAUUCCG